Molecule: messenger RNA, 1369 nt
Organism: Capsicum annuum
Lineage: Eukaryota; Viridiplantae; Streptophyta; Magnoliopsida; Solanales; Solanaceae
Exons: 2
Coding region: 127-1215 (362 amino acids)
Molecular function (GO): nucleotide binding
Source: RefSeq, a predicted model, not a curated record
ACAAACUCUAACAGAAUUGAUAAAUGAACUUUGUGGCUAUAAUUUAUGCCACCUAAUUCUUCUCAUGUAUAUCUAUCCUUACUGUAACCAACAUUCAUCAAAAGAACAACUAAUUAACUAACUAAGAUGUCAAAUAAUGAAACUCCAAUUCAUUUUGGCAUCAUAGGAUGUGCAGAAAUAGCAAGAAAAGUAUCAAGAGCUAUUUAUUUAUCACCAAAUUCAACACUACAUGCUAUAGCAAGUCGUUCAAUUGAAAAAGCCAACAACUUUGCUAUCAAGAACAAUUUGUUAUCUAAUUCUUUGAAGAUUUAUGGAAGUUAUAGUGAACUUCUUGAUGACCCUUUAGUGGAUGCUGUGUACAUGCCUUUACCUACUAGUUUACAUCUUCAUUGGGCAAUUUGUGCUGCUGAAAAGAAGAAGCAUUUGUUGUUGGAAAAGCCUACUGCUUUGAAUGUUGAAGAGUUGGAUAAGAUUGUUGAUGCUUGUGAGAAAAAUGGGGUUCAGUUUAUGGAUGCUAGUAUGUGGUAUCAUCAUCCAAGAACUUGUAAAAUGAUGGAGAUGAUUCUUGAUUCUAAGCUAUUUGGACAUGUCAAAGCUAUUCAUAGCUCAUCGUCGUAUUCGCCAGGCCAGGAAUUUCUCGAAAAUGACAUCAGAGUAAAGCCAGACUUAGAUGCCCUCGGGGCACUAGGUGACGCGGGCUGGUACUGCAUUGGCGCGAUAUUAUGGGCUAUGAACCAAACUCUACCAACAACUGUGACUGCACUGCCUGGUGUUGCAAGAAACUCAGCUGGGGUUAUCUUGACAUGCAGUGCCUCAUUGUACUGGGAAAAAGAGGAAACUGUUGCUACAUUUUACUGCUCGUUCGUGUCACACGAGACAAUGGACUUACGAGUUUAUGGCUCUAACGGGACAUGUUAUCUCUACGACUUCAUUAUCCCAUUCGAUGAGAACUCUGCUUCGUUCAACUUCACAUCUGGUGCUAAGUUUGUCGAUCUUCAUAUCGGAUGGAACGUGAAACCUCAGGUAGUUGAAGUAGCUUCUCAGUUACCACAAGAGGCUUUGAUGAUUCAAGAAUUUGCUAGUCUGGUUAAGGCUAUUAAAGUUUCCAGAAGCAAACCCGAGAGCAAAUGGCCGCGUACUAGCAGACUCACUCAGCUCGUGCUCGAUGCUGUGAACAAAUCUAUAGACACAGGUUUACAGCCAGUUCAUAUGUAAAUGCUGAAGCAUCGAAAAACAGCUCAUUACAUUAUCGAUGUAUGUAAGUUAAAUCGACGUUUAUAUACUUGCAAAGUAUCCAUUUACCAUGGUGCAUUGCAAGUUUUGACUAAGCAAAAAGACCAAUAACAAGAUUUGAGCAUAAACUUUCUCA